AUGGCACCCCGCGCACCGUACAUUGUGCCGGCGCUCAAGAAGCACACGGCGACUGUCAUCAUGGCUCAUGGACUGGGUGACAGGAUGUCACUGGCUCAGAACUGGCGUCGUCGCGGCAUGUUUGACGAGGUCGCUUUCAUCUUUCCCAAUGCGCCUAUGAUCCCCAUUACAGUGAACUUUGGAAUGUCCAUGCCUGGAUGGUAUGAUUUGACGAAGCUUGGCCGUGAUCUCGAUUUCGAAGAAGCUAUCCGGCACCAGGACGAACCUGGCAUCCUCCGAUCCCGCGAUUACUUCAACACCCUCAUCAAGGAGCAGGUCGACAAGGGCAUCAGCCCUUCGCGGAUUGUCCUCGGUGGCUUUUCCCAGGGCGGCGCCAUGUCGAUCUUCUCUGGUGUCACUUCCAAGGAGAAGCUUGGUGGUGUAUUCGGCCUAUCUUGCUACCUGGUCCUCAGUGACAAGAUCAAGAACUAUAUCCCGGAGGACUGGCCAAACAAGAAGACCCCUUUCUUCCUCGCUCAUGGCUUGGAGGACGAGGUUGUGCCGUAUCAAUUCAGUAGCCUGUCCAUGAAGGCUUUGAAUGACUUGGGUUUGGAAGACGUCAGCUUCAAAUCUUACCCUGACCUUGGCCACUCCGCCGACCCGACAGAGAUUGAAGAUCUGGAACGCUUCCUUCAGAAGACUAUCCCCCCGGAGGGCGACGGCCAGGCCUCAGCUGGGUUAUGA
Molecule: messenger RNA, 723 nt
Organism: Aspergillus clavatus NRRL 1
Lineage: Eukaryota; Fungi; Ascomycota; Eurotiomycetes; Eurotiales; Aspergillaceae
Product: palmitoyl-(protein) hydrolase
Exons: 5
Coding region: 1-723 (240 amino acids)
Biological process (GO): protein depalmitoylation
Cellular component (GO): cytoplasm
Molecular function (GO): carboxylic ester hydrolase activity; palmitoyl-(protein) hydrolase activity
Source: RefSeq, a predicted model, not a curated record